AGAAAAUUAUUUUUGAUGUUAUAUUUUUAUUUUUAAAAGUUUUAUUUUCCCCUGGUUUACUACUGGCGGUACAGUGGCGGACGCGAAAUGCCUACAUUUUUGUUUACUGUAAAUAGAGAUAGCCGACUAGAUGAGCUAUGCACAUUUUGUCUAAAGAGACUAUUAAAUUGUAUAUUGCUUUGUCCAAGACGUAGAUUUAAGCUUGUUUCGGAAUAAAAGUCUAAUUGUUUUACUGCACUGUCGCUUGAGGCAAAGAUGAUCGAGGUGGUGGCCUCCAUGGCCCGAGGCCCCGUGUUUCUGGCCGGGGAGCUUAUGGAGUGCCUCAUUACAUUCACCAACCCGAUGUCUCAUCUCUCCACCUCUGCGAGCAGUGAGAUGCUGGCAUGGGCCAGUGCCCAGAUCCACUGCCAGUUUCAUGCCAGUGAGAACAGAGUUGCCCUGCCGGCCCAGGGAAACAAGCAGGAUGUCCAGGCUGAGAGCGACACAGUGCUUAUUCCUAGCAGAGGGGAGCGAGGGCAGUGUGUGCUGGACACACCACCCAAGAUACUAUUUUGUGAUCUGCGCUUGGACCCUGGAGAGAGUAAAACUUAUUCAUACAGUGAGGUUGUGCCCAUCGAUGGUCCUCCUAGUUUCCGCGGGCAGGCGGUGAAGUACGUCUACAAACUGACCAUUGGCUGUCAGAGGGUCAACUCUCCCAUCAAACUCCUCAGAGUCCCCUUCAGAGUGCUGGUUCUGCAAGGUAUGCCAGAGCCUCCUUUUCCUCAGGAUGAAGAAGUUUCUCCCUCUAACCCCUUCCUGGAGGAGGAGGAGGCAAGCCGCAGGGAUGCCCGGCCUUUAGAGAGAGCACUGGAUAUGCUGAUGGUCACCACCUCUAGGCGCUGCCCUCACAUGUUUAAUAUCACAAAUAUGCGUGGGAAAGUGGCAAAGUUCUGCAUCUUCAAGACUGUUUACAGACUCGGAGAGGACAUCAUUGGCACAUUCAACUUCUCAGAGGGAGACAUCCCCUGCUUGCAGUAUUCAGUGAGCCUUCAGAGUGAGGAGGAGAUCCAGCAGCAGUACCAGCGGCGACCCGGACAGGCCAUCAGUGUGACCGGACAUGGACGACAUAUGGAAUCCUGCCUCCACACCGCCUCCAGCCACUUCUCUCUCCCCAUCCCCCUGAACGUCACGCCGGGUUUCAGCACAGAUAUAGUGACCCUGAGGUGGCGCUUGCACUUUGAAUUCGUCACAGCCCGUGAGCCGAUGGAGCCACCCACUGUUCUGCAGAACCAAUCGGAGGUGACUGUUUGGGCUGGGGCGGAGCAUGUCGAUGUGGACACCUUUAGUUGGAAUCUGCCCAUCAAAGUGCUGCCUACGAAUCCAGCCUUGGCGUCCUAUGUCUCCCAGUUUACAGGGACCAACAGCAUUAAUAUUUGACUGGUAUACUGUACGUGUGAGUUCAGUUAUUGUGGCUGACUCAUGCAUUGACAGAUGUUUGUGUGGUUCUUGUGUGUUUUUACCUUUUUAAAGAUGAGAAAUGUCAUUGCAGAGAAAUGAUUCCAGUGUUUAUGCAGAGCCAGUGGACAUAAUGUAAACAACCUACUGUAUGUUUUGCCUUUUUUUCUGAUGCAUGUGGCAGUGCAUUUUAAUUUAGUUGAACUUUAAACAUCUUCCUUUUUGGAAGACGGGAACUCUUUAUUUCAUGUGUAUUUAUUCCAGUUUUGAUUAAUUAAUUUGCACACUUUUUUUCCCCCUCAUUAUAUGACAAUAACAUCAUAUACAAGAUAUUUUUUUUCUGUAUAACUGCUUUGCUUUCAGUUUGCACAAAGGUUGAACUGAGAUGUAAGAAGACCAAGAGACAAUUAAAAGUGUGACCUUAAA
This is a messenger RNA of Melanotaenia boesemani (Boeseman's rainbowfish), 1860 nucleotides long. RefSeq names its product GP1 homolog, RAB6A GEF complex partner 1 (gene rgp1). The record is from RefSeq and is a predicted model, not a curated record. NCBI's taxonomy places the organism in Eukaryota, Metazoa, Chordata, Actinopteri, Atheriniformes, Melanotaeniidae. Gene Ontology annotation, biological process: retrograde transport, endosome to Golgi. The transcript is spliced from 9 exons. The coding region runs from base 256 to 1416 and encodes 386 amino acids. Gene Ontology annotation, cellular component: Golgi membrane; Ric1-Rgp1 guanyl-nucleotide exchange factor complex.